CCGACCCGCCUGUACUCGCUAUCCUCCUCCUCAGCUCUCUAGCCUGCUUCACCGAGCGACCGUCAUACUGGCCGCCAGGAAAAGGAAAGACCGUGGCACGGCCGAGAGAGCAGCGGUGGCCCAAAGGAAGAACAGGCUCUUUCAUAAAUGACUGAAGCAAUCAACUGGACCGAGAAAUACAGGGAAAAAAUCCUUCAAGCCCGAUUUCACCCCCAAAUUUUGACGACCACCGGGAAUGAAACUGAGAACCGCUCUCGUAUUCACCAAUAUUUCAUCCGCCACCGUGGAGCACAAGGGGGAUAAGAGUCUGACUUCUUUUGAUAGCCAUCUUUUACAGACAAAAGGGAGCAGCUAAGUGAUAUAACUUCACACAGAGACAAACAGACGGUGCUGCGUGUCCCCCAAUGGCCAAAGCAGGGAAAAUGUGGAGCAGCCUGCGCAGUCGCUGCCACACCUUCCUCCACCUGGACGGCCCAUGCGAGGUCAUGGACGUGGCCCCCUGCGGGUUGGACCUGGCCCGGGCCAGCUGCUCAGGCGAGGCCCAGGCUUUCCGGGCCUCCAGCCCCCCGCGGAGCCUCUCGCCCCUCGGCCCGCUGGUGGUGCCCCGGCGGGGCCACAACUGCGCCACGGACGGCCCCCAGAUCCUGGAGAUCACGCUGGACCGGGACGGGGAGGAGGACGUGGUGCGGCGUGGGCCUGGCGGGGUGACCCUCGGCCGACGGGACUCGUACUCACGGCACGCGCCCUGGGGGGGUAAGAAGAAGCACUCGUGCUCCACCAAGACACAGAGCUCGCUGGAGGCCGAGCGGAGAGGGGGGCGCGCAUCGCGGGCGGCCGGGAGGAGGGAGAGACGCUACGCCGUCAGCUCCAUCCAGGAGAUUGCUGAGCCUGGAGGUGGGGGAGGAGGAGGAGGAGGGGGGGAUAGGGGGUCAGGAGGAGGAGUAGCGGGCCGCAGUUUGAGUGCCCGGUCACUGCGCCAGCGCCUCAGGGACACCAUGGGCCUGUGCCUGCCGCUGUCGCCACGCCGACGGUCCCGGUCCACCUCGGCCAAGCCGGCCUCUUGCUCUCUGGCCUUCUCCACUGUCUCGUCGUCUUCCUCGUCUUCGUCCUCCUCGUCCUCCUCGUCAGCCGGCUCGUCCUGCUCCUCGUCGUCCAAGCGCAAGAUCCACCUGACCGAGCUCAUGCUGGAGACAUGCCCCUUCCCACCGGGCUCGGACCUGGCCAACAAGUGGCACCUGAUCAAGCAGCACACGGCGCCGGUCAGCCUGCAGGCGUCCGGCGCACUGCUGACCUCUGAUCCCGCCGAGACCUCCGCCACCGCUGGCCACGCCGCGCCCGAGGAUGAGGAGGAGCGCAUGCGCGAGCGCCGGCGAAUCAGCAUCGAGGAAGGCGUAGACCCGCCACCCAACGCUCAGAUCCACACCCUGGAGGCGGGACUCCCGCCAAGCUCCUCCUCCUCUUCCUCCAUAUAUAAACUGGGACCAAAGAUGGCGCCAGCGACCAGUGGCAACAGUAGCGGCCCGAGCGAAUGUGCAGGCGUCGGAGUGACCGCAGAGGUGUCGGGGGUGCGGGGGAACCUGAGCGGGAUGGUCACAUCGGGGAGUGUCCUAGGCGGCCUAGUGGCCCAGGCCCUGUCCGGGCUGUCCACUUCGUCCUCGUUCUCCCACCCCCCUGCCUCAGAGGACUGUGACUCGGAGGAGGACUCCACCACCCUGUGCCUGCAGGCACGCCGGCCCAAGCAGAGGCAUGCGUCCGGUGAUGGGCACUCGUCGCGACAGGGCGGCAGCAGCAGCUCAGGCGUGGCAAGCUCGUCCAGCAGCAGCAGCGGUGGGCCCUGGAAGGUCCAUACGCAGAUCGACUACAUCCACUGCCUGGUGCCGGACCUGCUGCGCAUCACGGCCCUGCCCUGCUACUGGGGCGUGAUGGACCGCUACCAGGCCGAGGCACUGCUGGACGGCCGGCCCGAGGGCACCUUCCUCCUCCGCGACUCGGCCCAGGAGGACUACCUGUUCUCGGUGAGCUUCCGCCGCUACAACCGCUCCCUGCACGCGCGCAUCGAGCAGUGGAACCACAACUUCAGCUUCGACGCGCACGACCCAUGCGUCUUCCACGCGUCCACCGUCACGGGCCUGCUCGAGCACUACAAGGACCCGUCGGCGUGCAUGUUCUUCGAGCCGCUGCUCACCGCGCCGCUGCACCGCACCUUCCCCUUCGGGCUGCAGAGCCUGGCGCGCGCCGCCAUCUGCCAGCGCGUCACCUACGACGGCAUCGCCGCGCUGCCGCUGCCGCCCGCGCUGCAGGACUUCCUCAAGGAGUAUCACUACAAGCAGAAAGUCCGCGUGCGCUGGCUGGAGAGAGAGCUGCCCAUCAGGGGCAAAUAAGAGGGGCAAGGGGGGCAGCUUGGUGGGUGGUGGUGGUAGAGCUGGUGGGGACAUGGGGGUUAAACAGAAUCUCUGAAGCCUCUUGGGGUGAGGGGUGAGUGAGCUGGGGAGGCAUUAAUGGAUCCAGGGUCUGGGGUUGGGAUCUUGGGUGUGAUUGUGAGGCUCGGAUUUCAAACCUUCCCUCUGGGUCCCAAAUUGGCGGUGAUGGGGAGAGAAGGGGGACAUAAGGUGAAGCCAGAGAACUGUGUCAUAACUCUCCCCACCCUCCAGACACAAACGCACACACACACACACACACACACACACACGUAAACACACACCCCACCCCAGGAACAGAAGGGUCACCUGCCGGCUUCACGUGUGCGUUACCAAGAGACAUGUUAAAGGACGUGCAAACAGAACUCAAGCAAACCUCUUUAUGUCUCCUGUAUUUUAAUCAUGACUCAGUCACAUGGAACACACUCAGUGUAUGGGUGGACUCACACACACUGCCUCUAGUAACAACAAUGUUCUUUUUUUAUUUUCUUUAUCAUGUUUUUUUGUUUAUUUGUUUGUUUGUUUUUUUCGGAAAAGGCAGAACCCAGUCUUUUACUUCAUUCUUUUUUGUAAGACAAUAACUCGUAUGUGUUUUCUCUCGGUUUCUUCUUUCUUUCUUUCUUUCUGCACUCCUAUCUGCCAAAAUGUCUGAAAGCAUCGCUCUGUCGCUUUGAUCGCGUGACAAACGGCCACGCCCGUCAUUCCCGUGCUGUCCAUCAUGUGGCUUAGCCAAUCAGCUUUGUCGUCUGCAAGCUGGUGACAUGCCUUCUAAAGGACAGCCUGCACUAGUAGACAAGCUGUCUGUGAAUAGUGGACACUUUUGGCCUGGACAAGACUUAUUAGACACAGCAUGAAUAGUAGCUCACACAUCCAGGACUUAGCCUGAGUUAGUGGUGGGGAGGGUUAAGGUUCCCAGUGUGCAGUGGAGUCCAGCACCUGUUCUAGACUAGUGGUACUAGUUUUAGUACUAAUCCAGAGAGGGAUUAGGUCUAUGUUGGAGAUUAAGACCUGGCUUUGUUCUCAAAGCACAAAGCCCCUGUCAAACAGCGUGGCUUUGGGUCAAAUGUUUUUUUUUUUUUUUUACUGACCCGGACUCUCCAUCAGCCAGACCUGACCUGCUGAUCAGCUGAUGGUGAUGAUGAGUCCAGUCAGCUGAUGAGGAUUCCAGUCAGCUGUUUCUUCUUUACAGUGUUACUGAUAUGGUUAGAGCUCACUGGCUAAGCCAGUAGGUGUAGAUUUGCGCUCAAUUUCAGGUAGAGGUGUCUCUGUGGCUCUGAGACUGAACACUUAGGGCACUAGAAGGAGGAGCCAGCGAUGCCUCAGUGACCACUUCCUGUUGAUUUUUCUGACUAGAAAGUUGACAUGUGUCAGUCGUCAUGGUAACAGCUGUGCUGGAGGACAUGAUCAGCGCACCAGGCAGGGAUGGAGUGCUGUUUUUUUUUGCUCUGCAUGAUUUCCUGCGCUUCGCAGUGAUCACUGGGCUUCAAAGCACAAACAGGUUAUUCUGCCGCACACACACACAAGCUUUUACACACAGAGCAGCCGCCUGGUCUUAGUCUCAGUAGGUUUUGGUAGGCCAUCAGAGACUUUCUUCCACACAAUUCAGAUGUGCCUGUGUUAUGUCAGGUUACACACACACACACACACACAUACUUACACACUCACCUGUGUGGUUUGUGGAUACAGCAGAUGGAGAAGUCUUCCUGAACAAUUUCAUUUUUACUCACCCAUACACACACGUGUGUGCUUCCAUACCUGCCUUUUGUCUGAAGAGAAAAGAAAUUGCUAACACCAACCUUUCUGGACACUUAAGCAAAUGUGUUUCUGGUAGAAAGCAUUCAGAGAGCGUCUUCUGCAGCAUGACAGCCGCUCUGCAUGCAUACGCUCCACUCACUCAUAAGCAAGCCCAUCUAAUACACAUUUCAAGGCUUUUGCAGGCCACAAAGACAUGCUCUCAGUUACUUCUCAUUCAUAACCAGCAUAUCACCCGUUUUCCGUUAAUAGGGACUUUGGUCCCCAUCACUAACUCACAUCAGUAUCAGGUGUGCAUGGAACCCCCACCCCCCUCAUAUAACCCUAAUGCACUAGUCCAUGAGAGAAGAGAGACAAGAGAAUAUUGAGCACUGUUAAACAAAGGACGAUGACUAGAUGAAAUAAAGAUGCAGCCAACAUUUAUAUCAAAUGUACCUAUUUUAAGAAAGCAUAUAUAUAUAUAUACAGUAUAUAUAUAUAUAUAUAUAUAUAUGUGUGUGUCUGUGUGUGUAAUUAUGUAAGUCUAAAGGAGUAUUUUUGGUAAAGAGAAGUGAAAUGAACAACUUGAAUUCUGUUGGAUUGGAAAAAACCACCACAGAGGGGGGAGGGGGCAUUUUAUUAAUUCUCAAUGUGAACGACAUUGACUUGAUAAAUUUAUCUCAAAGAGGUGAUCGAAUCCCCCCUGACAAAGUGUCAGACUGUCAUCACUUUAAUGUGGUGUGUCUGUGUGGGCAAGGGUCUGUGCAUGCAUUUCUGUGUGUUUGCACGUAUGAAUGUUGGUGUUGUUGAGACCAAAGUUGGACUAGUGGGCAUACCCGGUCAUUUGUGUUGAAGGACACAGUUUUAUCAGCAUAUCUCCUCAUAUCUCUUUGAGCUAUAUGGGCUAGCAAAUCAUCAGGUCCAAGUUUUCAAAGGUAUCCAUUUGCCUCAGUGGCAGUCAACUGGCUAGUGUGCACUGAUUGGUCAGCAAAUUGCUCAGGAAGCUAGUGUAUCCAAUAGGCACAAACCACACCAAGGUUUUGUCCUGCUCUUCCUCCAACCCCAUGGACUCUUUUGUCAGACAUCAGUGCAGCCCUUUGAAUGCCAUGAACUUGCUUACUCUGUUGUGUCUCAACAGCAGUAGUCCGAUCCAGUUGUGUUUAUUUAUGCUGUGCCGUUCACAAGGAAGAUUGUCUCAAGGCACAUUGAUGAACCCAAGGCUUGAAUCUCCUAGAGCGAGAAGGGCCACAGUCAUAAUGACCGCCACAAGGGCAAGACUGACAUUUGUGAAUUCGGGCCUUAGACUUGAAAGCGCUUUGCACUCACCAGCAAUUAGCACCGGCCUCCUGACCGCAUGUGGCCGAGACCUGAGUCAGAUUCGGCCCAGAUGUGAGCCAGAUAGAACUCAGAGUGUGCUAUUAUCUGACCCGUAUACUGUCUUCAGCUCCGGCCUGAAUAGAAGACGUUAGCAGUGCAUUCACAGACAUCAGGCCUGGCUGAGCUAACUAAGGACUGACCAUGCCCAUCUCCAGCUACAGCUACUGGGCAGUGAGCACUGCCAGAGAGCAGCAGACGCUGGGCCAGAGGUGGCCCAGAGCCAGUCCGCAGUCGCCUGCUUACAAACACACCAGCUUGUUAUAUAACAGUUCCAAUCCACUGCAUAUGCUUUGCACUCAGAACCUCUGCCUAGCAGUGUCACCAAAUGCAUCUGUAUCUCUGAGUGUGUGUGUGUGUGUAUGUGAGCGCAUUUCCAUGGCUGAGUCAUCAUGGAGUUUUAGAGGGAGAGAGCGGAGUCUGGCAUUAGAGCAGCAUAUUGACGUGCACCCUGUGCUUUUACUGCUCCAAAACAUAUUCAUUAUACACCACGGGGCGCAUUGUAAGAGGUCAAAUAUGCGCCGUCUGACUCUCUCUCUCUCUCACACACACACACACACACACACACACAUACGCAUCUGUUCAGUGUGUGUGUGUGAGACACUCUUGGCACUUUGCCAUCAUUCCUUGCCCUACCCCUGGUGUUAAUUGCAGGCAAUAUUUAUCCCUCCGGGGGCUAAAUUUACUGGUUGGUAAAAGGGCCUGUACUCUGAACUACAGUACUCCGAUUUGGGAGGGGACUAGCUGAGAGACGGAGAGAGAGAGAUUUUCCUCCUCUCUUUUGCUCUUGCUCAUUUUCAUUUCACCACUUCCUCUACUUCCUGUGGAAGAACAGCGAGAGAAAGAGAGAGAGGCAUGUUUUGUGCAGGAACAGUUGCCAGCACCCCACCCCCCCAGUGCACACACACAUGCACACAUUAUGGGGCACUGUGAAAUGGACAGGUUAGAUUCAGUGUGUGUAUGUGUGUGUUGUGUGUGUGGGAAGUGUCAGACAGAUGAGUGUGUGUGUGUGUGUGUGUGUGUGUGUGGCAGUGGGAGGUGGGGCCGUCACAGAGAGGAAUACUGGUACUUGAGUGUGCUGUGAGGGGUGUACUCCUCUGCCCUGCUCUCUCUGCCUCCCUCUCUUCUUCUCAUCCCCCUUUCUCUCUCUCCUUCUCAUCCCUUUUCUCUUCACACUCCUAUGAACAGCACCUCAUCAGCAUCCCUCCAUCAGUGGCAAACAAAGCAUCUCUCCACAAUCCCAGGCAGGGUUUGUCCGCCCAUAUCAGAAGUUCAAAUAGCCUGCUUCGCUCUUAAUCCAUAACAGACAUGGGUCAUUAGCAGAGUGUGUUGUCUCAGUCAUGUGGUUCACACAGAGGAAGCUACCAGGGGAUAUACACAGACACAAAUACAGGCUAUCGAGACGCAUUGGCUGCCUGUGAACCAGAAAGAGCAAUAGCAGCGUCACUCUCCAAAGGUGUCUUAACCCUUAAAGGAGUACCGUCGGGAAUGUUGGGAAAUUAACAUUCUAAAGAAUAUCUGGGUUCAUUGAAUUCAACAUAGAAUUUUAGAACCAAUUUUCAAUUGUUGCGGAACUUAGAAUGUUCAAAAACCUACACCUUUAAGGGUUAAGGAGGCCGGGGAGGCGCUUAGUGUGGACGCCUGGCCCACUGUGUCUGUCUCAGGCAUGGUAUCUGGGCUGAGCGCGCAGCCACUCUCUCUCUCUCGCUCUGUUUGAUGCAGAAGGGCUCAACGCCCUCUCCUUUGUUUGAAAUUGAGAGUGAGCACAUCAACCCAUGCCCCACCAGCCCCAGACACACGCACACGCACACACACACACACACACGCCCUCGGCCGUAAGUUGAACCCAUCAGUUCAAAGGCGCAAGGGUGUCAGAGUUGGAGCUUUGUGAGGAACUGGUGUACCAUUGUCCUUUAGGCCCUUUUUCUUGAACAAAAAUUAUGCAAAAAAGAGCAAUGCUAAAACAUGCAUAUGUAAAUAUAUAUACAAAUAUAUUAUUUUUGUUUCUGAAUAUUUAUCUUCCCUGAUUAUGCAAACAGAGCUUGAUGUAACCAUGGUUACACCCCUGAGUGUCACUUUAUUGUGGUGUGACCAUGUGCAGUCUCCCCAGUGUGGACCUACGUACACACGUGUGCGCACACACACACACACACACAGAGCAGUGAGGACGUGAUGACAAUUUGACAAUGAUGAGGAAUAAUGGAUGUCAGUGCUCAUGGAGUUCAGCUGAGUCGUCAUCCAAUCCCUUUGCACGCACGCACACACACACACACACACACACACACACACACACACACACACACACACCCAUAUACACACACACAUCCUUGGCACGACAGCCCUCUCCAGUAUGACCAAUCACAAGGACCCUUACUGCCACGGGCAAGAUCAGCUCAUGUCAGACUAAUGUCAUUUCACGCACACACACACACACACACUCCUUGCUCUCUCCUUCGGUCACUCUAUCCUUGCUUUUUUGUCUUCCACUUUUAGUUGCGGCUGUCAGGAUCAGGUGUUUUGGAAAGAUGAUCAUUAUCCCAUUUUCACUGUCUGCAUUCUGUUUCAGUUCUUUCUUUCACCAUACUUCCCCUUGGUUUUUUCUCUUCUCUCUCUCUUCUCUGGUGUAACAUUUUUAAUAAAGAGCCAAUCAAUGCGACACAUGUAGCUAUCUCUUGGUGCUUUAGCCUACGCUUCAUUGUCUUAAUAUUCCAAAAUAAAAAAAAAAUGGUUCAAUGUA
Alosa sapidissima (American shad) is the source of this 8259-nucleotide messenger RNA. RefSeq names its product suppressor of cytokine signaling 5b (gene socs5b). Lineage: Eukaryota; Metazoa; Chordata; Actinopteri; Clupeiformes; Clupeidae. Gene Ontology annotation, biological process: intracellular signal transduction; phosphatidylinositol phosphate biosynthetic process. Bases 405 to 2381 code for a protein of 658 amino acids. The record is from RefSeq and is a predicted model, not a curated record. Gene Ontology annotation, molecular function: 1-phosphatidylinositol-3-kinase regulator activity. The transcript is spliced from 2 exons. Gene Ontology annotation, cellular component: phosphatidylinositol 3-kinase complex.